CAAGUUGUGUGGAGCAACUAUAAACAAAAUAGUACGUUGAAGUACCUCGUUGCUGUAAACCCGCAUGGUGCAGUAAUGUUUUUAUCCAAGACCUAUGGAGGAAGAGUUUCUGAUAAGGAGUUGACGUUAUCAUCUGGAUUUAUGGACCACCUACAAAGUGGCGACCAGGUUCUGGCUGAUCGUGGCUUUCUCCUGUUCGAGGAAUUCUAUGAAAAAAAUGUUCAGCUGAUAACACCAAGCUUCAUAAAGAACCGGGUGCAGCUCCCUGGACAAGAGGUCACAACCUCAAGGAGAAUUUCCUCAACACGAAUUAUUGUUGAGAGAGCCAUUGGUCAUCUCAAGAAAUGGCGCAUAAUGACUGGGACUGUUCCCUACACAUUAGUGGAUGUUUACGACGAAAUCACAACUGUAGUUGCUGGGCUUACAAAUCUUUGCCCACCACUGUCAAAAAGAGGCGAGGCUGCACCCACUGGCAUGGCAGAUCAGUUGGAGCUGGAUGGCCUGUGUUAACCUGUGUCCAAAAGUCAACAGCAAAGCAAACUGC
Messenger RNA from Dermacentor silvarum, 544 nucleotides. RefSeq lists its product as uncharacterized. The transcript has 3 exons. NCBI's taxonomy places the organism in Eukaryota, Metazoa, Arthropoda, Arachnida, Ixodida, Ixodidae. The record is from RefSeq and is a predicted model, not a curated record. The coding region runs from base 76 to 510 and encodes 144 amino acids.